Anguilla rostrata (American eel) is the source of this 5264-nucleotide messenger RNA. RefSeq names its product INO80 complex subunit D-like. NCBI's taxonomy places the organism in Eukaryota, Metazoa, Chordata, Actinopteri, Anguilliformes, Anguillidae. The record is from RefSeq and is a predicted model, not a curated record. Gene Ontology annotation, cellular component: nucleus. The coding region runs from base 437 to 3307 and encodes 956 amino acids. The transcript is spliced from 10 exons.
GGAGGGGGGGGGUGGUGAUGUGCCAGGUGACAAAAAAAUAUUGGCUUGGUGGAGUGUGAAAAUUACAAUUUGCAUGGGAUUCCGAAAAAGUAAUGCAUUUAAGAAAUUUGGACAUUUAUAUAAGCUAUUUUUUCAUAUUUUUGCGAGUCGGACCGUACUUGUGAACUAUGAUUUAUUAUUGGUAUUGAAUGUGUAUUGUGUUUAUACCACCGAUGUGGGAGGCAGUAGAAAUGACUAAAGUUUUACAUGUUUUUGUUGGAUUCCACUACCCAGAAAAUAUAAACGACUGGCUACCGAUACAGAGAUAUACGUGCAGAGAAUAAAAAAAUUCACAAUGACGAGAAGACUGAAAAAAAAAAGUGUCGACCAGUCAGUGAAGACUGAAGAAGUAUGAAGUUCGCAGGGUGCUCUCCGCUUGCCGUUCAGCGCAACAAGAAUGGCUAUAUGGGUGCAUCAGACAGACUGUCCAUGCAUAUGGCAUCUGACAGGCAUCCAGCGACAUUCAUGUCACGAAACUAGUCAUCUUUUAAAUGCUGAUGUUCUCAAGAGCCAGAUCCACGUGAUGUAUGAGGGCAAGCACAUACACUUCUCCGAAGUGGACAACAAGCCAUUGUGCUCUUACAGCCCCAAGCUGUGCAAGCAGCGCAGACUCAACGGCUAUGCCUUCUGCAUCCGCCAUGUGCUGGAGGACAAGACCGCCCCCUUCAGGCAGUGCGAAUACGUGGCCAAGUACAACAGCCAGCGAUGCACCAACCCCAUCCCCAAGACUGAGGAACGCAGGUACUGCAACAGCCACCUGCAGGUCCUGGGGUUCCUCCCUAAGAAGGAGCGCAGGAGGAAGCAGGAGGCGCUGGAGGAGAUACGGGCGCGGCCUCACCUGGCGUCCGUGGCGCUCAACAUCACUGUGCCCUCGCUGGCUUUGACCACGCCCAACGGCCUCCACCACCUGCGGCGCUCUCCUCCCCGCCCCCCUCGCCCUGCUCCGUUGCCCCUGCCUGGGGCAGAGCUGCUCGACCCUUUCGCUUUUCAUGAGGAAGAGACGGACGGUGAGGAGGGCGGGGCUCGACAGCCCUCCAAUAGGAAGAAGCUGCAGAGGCAACACCCGCCUGAUGCGGACAUCCCCAAGCCCAAAGCAGAGCACUUUAGCCCCCUUCCCGCUCCCGGUCAGCGCCCCUCCUCCCCGACCACGCCCUGCCAGCAACCCCCUGCCCAACCCGCAGGUCUCCUCCUCUCUCAGGCCCAGCACCCGUACCUUCACCAGCACCCGCAAACGCAGGGCUUAUUAUGCAAACCGGCACGACCUCAGACCAGCGGCCUGCUGCCUCACCGGCUGCCCCUCAGCACCAAUCACAGCCUGGCGCAGGCUGCUGGCCCCUCCCUCGGCAGGAAAGCCCAGUCCGCGGCUCCUCCCACUGCCCCGCCCCUUCCCCCUGACGACAGGGACGUCUCGCAGCGACGCGCGGUGGCCAUGCGGCCGGUUGCCUUCUCCCCGCCCCCAGCCUGCCUGGCCAGGCUGCGUUACCUGGUGCGCCUGUGCUCUCAGCGACAACAGCAACACGGAGACCUCUUCCCUCACCUCGGGUUGGACUGGUCGGAAGACAGCACGGAGGAUGAAGAAGAGGAGAAAAUGCCGCCGUGUCACGACAGAUGGAGACCCCAGGAGAGAGACUCGCAGGACAACUCUGAAGAGGAGGGCGAAGGUUCCCGCGGCAGCAGGCUGGCUCGACUGUGCACUUACCUGCAGCAGAAAUACAAGAACCUGUGCAGCCAGGAGAGGGCAGCAAUGCGCCAGAGGAGAUACCGCUGUGCCUUUCGCAGAGCGCUGCUGCACGCAGCCAGCAAGGACCCCGACUGUGCCGCACAGCUGGUCCAGGAGCUGCGCAGGGUUUCUCACACACCUGCCAGUACGCGGUCAGUGCGGCGGCGCGCGGAGCCGGGGAUGUGCGCGGGCAGCAGUGAGGGACGGGCGUGCUGCAGCCGGGCCCUGCCCUUCACCCAGCACUGUUUCCAGCACAUACUGCUGAACCGCUCUCAGCAGCUCUUCUCCAGCUGCACCGCCAGGUUCGCCGACGGGCAGCAGUGCGCCGUCCCCGUGUUCGACAUCACGCACCAGACGCCCCUCUGCGAGGAGCAUGCCAAAAAAAUGGACAACUUCCUGCGCGGAGACGGCAGCCGCAGGGUGCAGCACCAGCCGCCGCAGCGCAAGCCGCGCAGGAAGACCAAGCCGCCGGCGCUCACCAAAAAACACAAGAAGAAGCGGCGGAGAGCACUGCGCCGGCCGCAGAAGCCCAUCCCCCCCGCGCUGCCCCAGGGCAACCUGGCAAUGCCCUCCAGCCUAUCGCUGCCCGCGCAGGCCGUCAGCAUCAGGACUCCUCCGACCCCUGACCUGAGCAACGAUGAGCUUCCUGAUGACAUCACCGACAUUCCACACGACCUCGAACUCAACCAAGAGGACUUCUCAGACGUGUUGCCAAGGCUACCGGACGACCUGCAGGACUUUGACUUGUUUGAAGGUAAGAACGGCGAGUUGCUGCCCACCACGGAGGAGGCGGAGGAGCUUGUGCGGGCGCUGCAGGCGAUGGGCUCGUACACGGACACGCUGGUGUGCCUGGGCACCCUGGCGGAGGGCGGCGUGCAGGGCGGGGGCAUAGGAGACCUGCUCGGCACCCGCAUGCCGGCCGAGAGCUUCGCCAGCCUGGAGCUGGACGACGGCCUGCUGCAGCCCCCCGGCGCGGGGGGGCACUACGCCCCCGCCCCCUCUCCUCCGCCCCACGCGGCCUCCACCUCCGCCCCCGCCGUCGCGACCUCCUCCACCUCCGCCCUGCUCGCACAGGGCCCCCCCGUGGACAGGACCUUGGCCUUCCCCCGGACGCACCCCUCCCAGCUGCUGCCCAAACCCUCCCCCCACGCCGGCCACUACGCCGAGCACGCCCCGUCCCCCUGGAGCGCCCUGUCGCUGCCGCUCGCCGACCCCUCGCAGUUCGGCGGCCUGGGGGGGCCGGAGGGCCUCCUGCUGUCCACCUCCCUGUCCACGCCCCCCUCCACCGCCCUGCCCCAGGGGGGUCUGACCCCGCCCGGCCCCGCCUCCUCCUCCUCCCCCGCGCAUCUCCUCCUGACCUCCCUGCAGCCCAAGCUGCAGCUGCCGCAGUUCAGCAGCGCGUUCGGCCUGCAGCUGGCCCCCCACAGCGGCAUCCCCACCGACCUGCAGCCCUCCCACAGCUCCACGGCGCCCCCCGCGGGCUUCUCCAUCGCCAGCGCCGCCACCGCCAGCGGCAGCGGCGUGGCCCCGCCCUUCCCCACCCAGUAGCGUGGGGUCGGGGGUCGGGGGGGGCGGAGACGGGGUGGAGUCCCCACGCCUUUCGCGGUUCCGCACAGCCUUUAAGCCCGUGAACCCCGCCCACCGCAGCGUCUGAGAGAGAGGGUGGGGGAAAGAUCUUUCCGGAAAUGAAAGAUCGUCAGCACGGCAGCGUCAGGGGACUGUGCCGAGGGCUCGUCAGUGACUCGUUGUGUUGACGGAUAACGCGCCUCUCCUUACUGUCAUCGUCGCAUCUCAUUCACAAGUAUUAUUAACAUUAUUCAUUAAAUGUAUUUAUUUAGCCUAUUCCUCGCAGCCGGCACCAUUUACCACAGAAACAGGCAUCGGUAUGCAUGUGUGUGUGUGUGUGUGUGUCUGCGUCCACACACGUGUGUGGCCCAUUGUGCCUCUACAGGUCAUUGUGUUACCCCCCAUCACGAGUUUGUCCUUCUCCCAAAUAUUCAUGAAUAGGUUCGUUAAAGUACUUUUAAACAGUCAUUUUUACAUUGUGUAUCUUUUACUGAUCCGCUGGGAAGCUCUGGAAGCUCAUCGUGUGAAAUCAGUGGCUUCAUAUUAGACACCUGAAGUCGAAUCUGGGAACUUUAAGCAAUAAACCGUCAGUGGCGUAUUCAUGUAGCGUUCUACCAUAUGGCAUCAGUCUUCACCGACUUCCAUUUCCAUUUGACAAUGCUUUUAAAUGCUUUUUUUCCAAAUAACUUCAAUGAAAAGGAAUAGAUAAAUCUGAUCACAGUAGUACUUUCUCCCUGUUCAUUACAGGGGGACUGGAUACCAAAGGGGGAGUGUGUGUGUGAGAGAGAGAGAGAGAGAGAUUGCCCAUUUUGUUCAGCAGCUGGAUUAAAGUGAUCUGGUUCUGUGUAAGGACAUGAGUAAACAGUGUAUUUAUACAGCACCUCUCACUCAGACAUCUUUGAGUCACACUGAGCAGGGUGGGGGGUGGGGGGUGGGGGGGGUGGUUUACCUCCACUGCCUCCCACCUGGGCACCUUAGCUGUUAAACUGCACCAGGAGAAACCCCUUUAAACUGUGUAUAAAACCUCGCUAAUCGCACCUGUACAACCCGGCUGGCUCCUCGUACCCCUUUCAACACUAGAGACGGAACCGGCUAGCGCACUGGACCUCUGUCCUGUUCGGACGCAGUGACGCUGGGCUGCGGGUGCACGGUGGGGAGGGAGUGUUCCCGUCUGCCUCUUCAGACGCACCCCUUUCCAGUCACCGGCCCCCUGCCGCACAGCUACAGGAACGCUUCUCAACCUUGGUUCCGCUGGGCUGGCAGGACGCGCUGGGUGUCGUUCUCAGCACUCGAUCGAUCGAUCGAUCGGAGCAGCCCGAUUGGACAGUGAACGAAAAAGCAGGAUACCCCAGGAUCAGGGUAGAGAAGCUGAACAGAAAGAGUUUUCUCCUUCUUGAAAAAACAAAAAACAAACAAACAAACAAAAAGCCAUAAAGCGAGUGCGUCUCUCAGACACAGGGAAAGUGAAGCGCUGACUGGGUUUAGGGUUUAGCUUUGGGGGGGUGGGGGUGGGGGGGACCGUCAUAUCAGUGAGCCAGGAAACGCGGUUACCUCCCCUGAUAGGAGGGAAAUGGUUCACCGCUCCAAAACUGGCAUUUUUAACAGGGCUCUCCGGGCACUUGUAACUGCUUUGAAAACCAAGAGGUUGCUGAGUGACUCCUGUACACACUGAAUGUACUGUAGUACUGUUUUAAAGGAGAAAUAGGCUGAGCUAAUAAUGAUAAUUAUGAUAAUAUAGUCACCUUUUCUUAUUGGCCCUUGUUUAAUUUAAGGUUUUUUUUGUUAUACAAAGUUUACAUUUUGAUGUAUAUAUAUAUAUAUAUGUGUGUACAAAUUAUGUAAUAAUGUGUAUAAACACGAUGUAAUAUCUGUAUAUAGCGUGACAGAUUUUGAUCUUUUUUGGACAUAUGAAUAAAACUUGCUGUGAGGUAUUCGCCAA